ACUUUCCCCGAGGUCCGAGUUGGUAGCUACCCAGCGUGUGGCGGCGGUUACUGCCGCGGCGGAGAAAUGAAGCAGAAGCGGAAAGCUUUCUCUACAGGCCGGCAUUAUGUUUGGUGGCAGUUCCCGAGCCGUAGUCUCAUGGCUUUUAUCAGUGGUGGGAAACUGGCAUUUUUUUGUCUUGAGGAAAGAACUCCACUUGGCCUGACUUGGGAGAUCUCAGCCCUGCUGAGCUGAUGAUGCUGACUAUAGGAGACGUUAUUAAACAACUAAUUGAAGCCCAUGAACAGGGGAAAGACAUCGAUCUGAAUAAGGUGAAAACCAGGACAGCUGCCAAAUAUGGCCUUUCAGCACAGCCCCGCCUGGUGGAUAUCAUCGCUGCUGUCCCACCUCAGUAUCGAAAGGUCUUAGUCCCCAAAUUAAAGGCAAAACCCAUCAGAACUGCCAGUGGGAUUGCUGUUGUGGCUGUGAUGUGCAAACCCCACAGAUGCCCACACAUCAGUUUUACAGGAAAUAUAUGUGUAUACUGCCCUGGUGGACCAGAUUCAGAUUUUGAAUAUUCAACCCAGUCUUAUACUGGAUAUGAGCCAACCUCCAUGCGAGCUAUCCGCGCUAGAUAUGACCCUUAUCUACAGACAAGACACCGAAUAGAACAGUUAAAACAACUUGGUCACAGUGUGGAUAAAGUGGAGUUUAUUGUGAUGGGUGGAACAUUUAUGGCCCUUCCAGAAGAAUACAGAGAUUAUUUUAUUCGAAAUUUACAUGAUGCCUUAUCAGGACAUACCUCCAACAAUAUUUACGAGGCAGUCAAGUAUUCUGAAAGAAGCCUCACAAAGUGUAUUGGAAUUACAAUUGAGACCAGACCAGAUUACUGCAUGAAGCGGCAUUUAAGUGACAUGUUGACCUAUGGCUGCACAAGGCUGGAGAUUGGGGUACAGAGUGUCUACGAAGAUGUGGCCAGAGAUACCAACAGGGGCCACACUGUGAAGGCAGUAUGUGAGUCAUUUCACCUGGCCAAGGAUUCUGGUUUCAAAGUUGUGGCUCAUAUGAUGCCUGAUCUGCCAAAUGUGGGACUAGAGAGAGACAUCGAACAGUUUAUAGAAUUUUUUGAGAACCCUGCUUUUCGUCCUGAUGGUUUGAAACUCUACCCUACCCUGGUGAUUCGUGGAACUGGACUUUAUGAGCUCUGGAAAUCAGGAAGAUAUAAGAGUUAUUCUCCUAGCGACCUGAUUGAAUUGGUGGCUCGGAUCCUUGCCCUCGUGCCUCCAUGGACUCGAGUAUACCGAGUGCAGAGAGAUAUUCCAAUGCCCUUAGUCAGUUCAGGGGUAGAGCAUGGUAAUUUGAGAGAGCUGGCAUUUGCAAGAAUGAAAGACCUUGGAAUACAGUGUCGAGAUGUAAGAACCAGAGAGGUUGGAAUCCAAGAAAUUCAUCACAAAGUACGGCCAUACCAGGUUGAAUUGGUGAGGAGAGAUUAUGUUGCAAAUGGUGGCUGGGAAACAUUCUUAUCAUAUGAAGACCCAGAUCAAGACAUAUUGAUUGGCCUCCUGCGAUUACGAAAGUGUUCAGAAGAAACGUUCCGUUUUGAAUUGGUUGGAGGUGUUUCCAUAGUUCGAGAGCUGCAUGUGUAUGGAAGUGUCGUCCCUGUGAGCAGUCGAGAUCCUACUAAAUUUCAGCAUCAGGGAUUUGGCAUGCUGCUGAUGGAGGAGGCAGAAAGAAUAGCUAGAGAAGAACAUGGAUCUGGGAAAAUAGCUGUUAUAUCAGGGGUCGGCACCAGGAAUUAUUACAGAAAGAUUGGCUACAGAUUACAAGGUCCGUACAUGGUAAAGACACUAAAGUAAUGGCCGCACCAGCUCACCUUGAUGCAGUCUCCUCCCAGCAGAAAAUAAAAAUUCAAGAUAUUUUGAAUACUCAGCAGAGAGGCUGAGCUAAACAAAUGGACCCAGCCUGUCUCCCUGGCAAGGAGCUUCUCCCUCAUCCUACAGCUGCGGAGACUGGAAUCUGCUCGCAGGGCCAGGCUGGGUGUCUGCUGACCAAGCCCAUCGAGCUUCGGUGCUCAGAGCUCCCGCUCGCCCUCCUCUGUAUCUUCUCAAGUCACAUAUCCAGUUCCUAAAGUCUGCAUGAAGCCUCCAGUUGACCUGCCUUGACUCAUGCACAGUGAUGAAAGCAAAGUAACUCAUUUGGACACCAGCAUUCGUGAAAUAAAGCUAGCUAUUGUCAUUCAAGGAAUAAACUUAGGAGUAGGUUAUUUAUGUCCUGUAGGGACAAAAGGAUUGGAACAUGGGAAAACUGUUUGCCUUUGAUCUCUGUCCUUUUAUUUGAUAUAAAUUCCAGCACAAGAAAAUGA
This is a messenger RNA of Mustela erminea (ermine), 2341 nucleotides long. RefSeq names its product elongator acetyltransferase complex subunit 3 (gene ELP3). Gene Ontology annotation, molecular function: iron-sulfur cluster binding; acyltransferase activity, transferring groups other than amino-acyl groups. NCBI's taxonomy places the organism in Eukaryota, Metazoa, Chordata, Mammalia, Carnivora, Mustelidae. The coding region runs from base 234 to 1835 and encodes 533 amino acids. Gene Ontology annotation, biological process: tRNA wobble base 5-methoxycarbonylmethyl-2-thiouridinylation. The record is from RefSeq and is a predicted model, not a curated record. Gene Ontology annotation, cellular component: elongator holoenzyme complex; nucleus; cytoplasm. The transcript has 16 exons.